UUUUCCCUGUUAGCGCGACCGCGUUUUCACUCUGGUUAAGGUGAUCGCAACGUGCAUAGUCAGCCAUGGCUUCUGAAGAACCAAAAGCAAAGAAACAAAAACUCUCUAAGGAGAAGAAGACGGAGGAGUCUCCGACCAAAAAGACUCCUGGAGAACUAAGCCCUAAUUCACUCUUUGGGAUGGGAAACCCCUUACUGGACAUCAGUGCUGUUGUGGACAAAGACUUCUUGGACAAGUACUCUCUGAAAACCAAUGACCAGAUCCUGGCAGAGGACAAACACAAAGCACUAUUUGAGGAGAUAGUGAAGAAAUUUAAAGUUGAGUACCACGCUGGAGGAGCCACACAGAACUCCAUAAAGGUCGCGCAGUGGAUGAUCCAGGAACCCCACAAUGUGGGAACGUUCUUUGGCUGCAUUGGCAAAGACAAGUUUGGAGUUAUCCUGAAGCAGAAGGCUGAGGAGGCCCACAUUGAUGCUCACUACUACGAGCAGGAUGAAGAACCCACAGGGACAUGUGCUGCAUGCAUCACCGGAGAUAACAGGUCUCUGGUAGCUAACCUAGCUGCUGCUAACGCUUAUAAGAAGGACAAGCAUCUAGACCUGGAAGAAAACUGGAAGCUGGUGGAAAAAGCUAACGUUUACUAUAUCGCUGGUUUCUUCCUGACCGUGUCUGUGGAGUCCAUCCUGAAAGUGGCGAAACAUGCGUCUGAAAAGAACAAGUUGUUUUGCCUGAACCUCUCCGCGCCCUUCAUCUGUCAGUUCUUCAAGGAUAACCUCAUGCAGGUUAUGCCCUACGUCGAUGUGCUGUUCGGCAAUGAGACAGAGGCGGCAGCAUUCGCUAAAGAGCAAGACUUUGACACCGAGGACAUAAAGGAAAUAGCCAAGAAAGCCCAGGCGUUGCCCAAAGACAACAAAAAGAGACAGCGGAUUGUCGUGUUGACCCAAGGGAAAGAUGAUACUGCUAUGUGCCUCAGUGACAAGUUCGAGACAUUCCCUGUUCUGCCCAUUGACCCCGAGAAAAUCGUUGACACAAAUGGUGCAGGGGAUGCCUUUGUAGGAGGUUUUCUGUCUGAGCUGGUCCGGGACAAACCGAUGGAUCAGUGCAUGAAGGCGGCACACUACGCGGCCAACGUCAUCAUCAGACAAGCAGGUUGCACCUUCCCAGAAAAACCUGACUUCAACUAAGGGAUUCCCGGACAACCUUAAACCUCAUUGUCACCUUGCCAUACACAACUCUGACCUAUAACAAAUACUAUCAGCCACCCGUCCAAGUUUUUUUUUUUUAUUCAUCCGCACAACAUUUCUUUCCAAUUGUUAGUUGGGUUCCUCCUGACAGUCUCAGUUCCGAACAUCACGGGAUGUGAUCAUUUUGCUUACACAGAUAAUCAUGGUUUUAUGGACAUUGGUUUUUGUUUCUAAAUGUUUUGGGACUUUCUGACACUACCAACGUUUGGCUACACUGACGCCCAGCACAAGAAGUUCAUUACACACCAACUGAGGAAUGAUAAACGAAAUAUCAGGUUUUGAAUACUGCAUUGAAAUGAGCAGUAGUGAUUAGUUUUAGGUACAUUUUAAGAACAUUAAUUAUUCCUGAGUUGUACUUGUUUAGAUUUUGUUUAAUGUGCAAGUUCUGAAUGACACCAACGGUAUUUCUUUGAAGUGUUACUCUUUUAAAUGUGUCAACGGCUCUGCCCACGACUGGAAGUUUC
Messenger RNA from Pseudoliparis swirei, 1708 nucleotides. RefSeq names its product adenosine kinase a (gene adka). The transcript has 11 exons. Gene Ontology annotation, biological process: purine ribonucleoside salvage. Lineage: Eukaryota; Metazoa; Chordata; Actinopteri; Perciformes; Liparidae. Gene Ontology annotation, cellular component: nucleus; cytosol. The record is from RefSeq and is a predicted model, not a curated record. Gene Ontology annotation, molecular function: adenosine kinase activity. The coding region runs from base 66 to 1184 and encodes 372 amino acids.